This is a messenger RNA of Malus domestica (apple), 2075 nucleotides long. Its product is annotated as probable glucan 1,3-beta-glucosidase A. Lineage: Eukaryota; Viridiplantae; Streptophyta; Magnoliopsida; Rosales; Rosaceae. The record is from RefSeq and is a predicted model, not a curated record. Gene Ontology annotation, molecular function: actin filament binding; hydrolase activity, hydrolyzing O-glycosyl compounds. Gene Ontology annotation, cellular component: cytoplasm; actin cytoskeleton. Gene Ontology annotation, biological process: actin filament bundle assembly; establishment or maintenance of cell polarity; cell migration.
CAUUCAAUAUAAAAUUAAAUCGUAAUUAAAUGAAAUGAGACAUGACAAGCAAUAACAAAAAUGCUACAUUUCUUUUCCUAAAUCCAGCCAAUUACAAAGAACCGAACCCCCAUCACGAUUCACAUUUCCGAAACAAAAUCUCCAAGCAAAACCACCCUUUUCAUGUGGACUCUUUAGAUGGGUUGUAUAUUUUGGCUUUCUGGAUGCUUUUGAGGCCAGCAUUCUUGAUGGAACUUGUUCUUACCAAAUGGGUAUGCGCAUUUCUACUGUGCUGUUGGCUCUUCGUUUCUGGAGUGUACUCAGUGGAGGGAUUGCGUGGGGACUCUAAAGUGAGAGGGGUGAACUUGGGAGGGUGGUUGGUUGUGGAAGGUUGGAUUAAGCCUUCACUUUUUGAUGACAUUCCCAAUGAAGACAUGCUGGAUGGAACACAGGUACAGCUAAAGUCAGUCACCUUGGAGAAGUACGUCUCUGCUGAAAAUGGUGGAGGGAUGAAUGUCUCAGUUGAUAGAGAUAUUGCAUCUUCAUGGGAAACCUUUAGGUUAUGGAGAGUUUCUGAGUCAGAAUUUCAGUUUCGCACCUUGCAAGGACAGUUUCUAACAUGUGAUGGAGAAGGUUGCUUUUUUUCUGCUGCAGAACCACCUCCAACACUAGGAACCUUUAACAUUGAAAGAAAUAACAAUGGUAGAGUUCACAUCAGAACAAUAAAUGGCACAUAUUUGCAGGCUACACUGCAAACUCAGCUAACGGCAGACUAUCCGGGGAAGCCAGGAUGGGAAGAUAAUGCAGCCACAUUUGAGAUUACAAUUGUUGCUAACACCUUGCAUGGAGAUUACCAGCUUACAAAUGGAUAUGGAUACAGUAAGGCCAAAGAUAUUCUUAAGAGGCAUAGAAACAGUUUCAUCACUGUAGGAGAUUUCAGUUUUCUGUAUAGACAUGGAAUAAAUACUGUGCGGGUUCCUGUUGGCUGGUGGAUUGCUUAUGAUCCUGAUCCUCCUGCACCAUUUAUCGGUGGAACUUUGGAAGCUCUAGAUAAUGCAUUCUCGUGGGCACAAGCCUAUAAUAUUAAGUGCAUAAUUGAUCUUCACGCGGCUCCUGGAUCCCAGAACGGGAUGGAACAUAGUGCUAGUAGAGAUGGUUCGACAGACUGGCCUAAUCCUGAUUACAUUUCACAGACACUGCACGUUAUAGAUUUCCUAGCUUCCAGGUAUGCAAGGCAUCCUGCUUUGCUGGGAAUCGAGCUUUUAAAUGAACCAUCUGCAGCCGCAGUUCCAUUGGAUACUUUAGUUUCGUAUUACAAACAAGGCUAUCAAAUUGUUCGGAAAUACUCAUCAGCCACUUACGUAAUAGUUUGCCAAAGAAUUGGCAAUGCGGACCCAUUGGAACUUUAUCAGGCUAACAUAGACUCACAUCAUCUAGUGGUGGAUUUGCAUUAUUACAAUCUUUUUGAUAAUUUCUUUGUUAAUAUGAGUGCUGUGGACAAUAUGCAAUUUAUAUACAAGAGCAGGGAAGCUCAAUUACAGGCCCUCAACAGUGCAAACGGUCCACUUGUUCUUAUCGGAGAGUGGGUGAAUGAAUGGAACGUGACAAAUGGCUCUCAGACAGAUUAUCAAGACUUUGGGAGGGUUCAGUUAGAGGUUUAUAAUUUGGCUUCCUUCGGAUGGGCAUACUGGACACUGAAAAACGACAGACCACACUGGGAUUUUGAAUGGAACAUCAAGAACAAUUGUCUCCAGUUGGGGAAUUCGCCCAAAAACUGGAAUGUUAACGGUCUAGUGUUGCUUGGAUCAGCAUAUGUAUCAUUCUAUCUGCAUAAUAUAUUGUGAAAUAUCAUACCUGAGAUGCAUCAUGGCUCAGCAACCGGAGAGGAUAUCUGUUUGCAGGUUUUUAUUCUUCUUUCUUGCUCAACAACGAUGGCAUUUAUAUCGUUCCAUAUUGUUUUGCAAAUUUGCUGAGUCGAAUAACAAAAUUGUGGAAAAAAGAGUAUCUACAGAAAAUGUCAAUGAAUUUGUAACAGCUUUGAGGCUAUAUGUAUUACAUCCUUUGCAAAAAUAUAUAGGAAAUUUUUUUUGUCCUAA